ACCGUACCCAACUUGAAAAAACCCCCCAAUACCAGCUGACAACAACCACUAUUCAACUACGGGAUCAUCAUGUCUUCGCAAAAGUACACGAUUCCCGCCAAAGGCAUCGUAGCGUAUGAUCAACACAGCUGGAAACUCGAAAAUCUUCUCACUCGCGAGCCACUGGAAGAUGAAUUCCUCGUCGAAAUGAUUGCCACCGGCGUCUGCCACACCGAUAUUUCCGGCUAUGGCGGAAUCUAUCCUCGGGUCUUGGGACAUGAAGGUGCGGGAAGAAUUCUCAAACUCGGCUCAAGGGCGCAAGAAGCGAAGUGGAAAGUGGGCGAUUUGGUCAUUCUAUCGGCCGCCGCUUGUCUCGAAUGCUUGUACUGCACGACGGGUCAUCCGGCGUAUUGUGUACAACAUGCUGCUUUGACCUUGGCCGCCAAUGAGCCCAAUUUCAUAUUGGCAGAGGGUGCUGCUGCUGCUGCUGACAAGGGAAAAGUGAUUGGUGGAGGGUACUUUGGACAGAGCUCUUUUGCGAGUCCUACGCCGGUCAAGGUGUCCGCUGCUGCCAACGUGACGAAGUUGAUCAAAGACGCGGAAGAGCUGAAGCUGUAUGCUCCGCUAGGCUGUGGUAUUAUGACGGGCGCGGGAGCAAUCACACACGUGGGUAAAUGUGGGCCAGACGAUGUUGUUGCGGUCAUUGGACUGGGUGGUGUGGGUCUCGCUGGCAUAUGUGCUGCAGUGAAUAACAAAGUCGGGACCAUCAUUGCUGUAGACAUCAACCCUGGUCGAGUGGAGUUGGCGGCGGAAUUGGGUGCUACCAAGGGCCUGCUGAGUACGAAAGAAGCACUCGGUGAUAAGACUCUGUCCCAGGCAAUCAAGGACAUGUCCCCUCAGGGGCUAGGAGCGACUGCAGUCCUGGAUACGACGCCAAGUGUGGCUAUAUUGAGCGAGUGUCUGGGCGCCAUCCGGAAGAAUGGAAUGGUGCUGCAGGUUGGUGUCAAGCCUGUCGAUGCGAAGCUGGAAGUCGAUUGCCUGCAACAUAUGGUCAACGGAAGGAGGUUGGUGGGCGUUAUCGAGGGCGACCGUGAUCCAGCAGAAGCUUUGCCGGAGCUGGUGCAAUGGAGCAAGGAUGGCAUAUUGCCAGUGGGCAAGAUGUUCAAAGAGUUCCCACUGCAGGAAUUUGAAGAAGCAAAGAAGAAGAUGGAGGAGGGAAGUGUCAUCAAAUCAGUGCUUAUAUGGUAAGUGUUAUAUCGCACUCGUACAUAUCCAACACGUGC
Messenger RNA from Sphaerulina musiva SO2202, 1262 nucleotides. Its product is annotated as GroES-like protein. The transcript has a single exon. The coding region runs from base 70 to 1227 and encodes 385 amino acids. NCBI's taxonomy places the organism in Eukaryota, Fungi, Ascomycota, Dothideomycetes, Mycosphaerellales, Mycosphaerellaceae. The record is from RefSeq and is a predicted model, not a curated record. Gene Ontology annotation, molecular function: zinc ion binding; oxidoreductase activity.